Macadamia integrifolia is the source of this 2587-nucleotide messenger RNA. Its product is annotated as probable methyltransferase PMT2. The transcript is spliced from 7 exons. The record is from RefSeq and is a predicted model, not a curated record. Lineage: Eukaryota; Viridiplantae; Streptophyta; Magnoliopsida; Proteales; Proteaceae. Gene Ontology annotation, cellular component: cytoplasm; endosome; trans-Golgi network. Gene Ontology annotation, molecular function: methyltransferase activity. Bases 304 to 2154 code for a protein of 616 amino acids.
UUAAUCUUGUUUUUGGGUUCAUUAAAGGCAAUCUUGUUAUGAACUGCUAAUAAACCUCUGCUGCUGUAGUCUCACCCCCACUGCUUCCUCUUCUCCUCCAAAUUUUAGGGUUCAUGCCUAGCGCCUUUAGUUCUUUUUUCUCUUCUUCUGCUCUCUCUGAGAUUUUCAGCUUUUUAUUUUUUUUAUUUUUUUGCUAGUCCGGAGAAAGGACAUUACUUGAAUCGGAGAUGAAUGCGUGAACUCACUCACUCUUGUUUUCAAGAUCUUGAAUUGGCUUUCCUCUCUUACUGAGAUUGGGGUGCCAUGGCUAUGAAAAUGAACUCAGGGGACAGUAGGACUCGGAGCUCUGUGUCUAUAUUUAUUGUUAUUGGUUUAUGUUGUUUCUUCUAUAUUUUGGGAGCUUGGCAGAAAAGUGGUUUUGGGAAAGGAGACAGCAUAGCUGUAGAGAUCACCAAGCAGGCAGACUGCAGUGUCCUGUCAAAUCUGAAUUUUGAGACGCACCACGGUGGUGAUGCACAAGAAAUUGACAAUUCUGAAUCAAAAGCUCAAGUGUUUAAGCCAUGCCAUGCUAGCUAUACUGAUUACACUCCCUGCCAAGAUCAAAAGCGUGCUAUGACCUUCCCCAGGGAGAAUAUGAAUUACAGAGAAAGACACUGUCCUCCAGAGAAAGAGAAGCUGCAUUGCCUUAUUCCAGCUCCAAAAGGAUAUGUAACUCCCUUUCCUUGGCCGAAGAGCCGUGAUUAUGUACCGUAUGCAAAUGCACCAUAUAAGAGCUUGACAGUCGAGAAGGCUGUUCAGAACUGGAUUCAAUAUGAGGGCAAUGUGUUUCGGUUUCCUGGCGGAGGAACACAAUUUCCUCAAGGAGCUGAUACAUAUAUUGACCAACUUGCAUCUGUGAUUCCAAUUGAGAACGGCACAGUCAGAACUGCACUGGACACUGGUUGUGGGGUUGCGAGUUGGGGUGCAUACCUUUGGAAAAGAAAUGUAAUAGCCAUGUCUUUUGCCCCAAGAGAUUCACAUGAAGCACAAGUUCAAUUUGCUUUGGAAAGAGGUGUGCCAGCAGUCAUUGGUGUUCUUGGAACCAUAAAGCUGCCGUAUCCAUCUAGGGCCUUUGAUAUGGCUCACUGUUCUCGCUGCUUGAUUCCAUGGCAUGGAAAUGAUGGCAUGUACAUGAUGGAAGUAGAUCGAGUUCUUAGACCUGGUGGCUAUUGGGUAUUGUCUGGCCCUCCCAUUAAUUGGAAGAAUAACUAUAAAGCAUGGAACCGUCCUAAGAAGGAACUCCAAGAUGAACAAAGAAAGAUUGAAGAGAUGGCCAAACUUCUUUGCUGGGAAAAGAAACAUGAAAAGGGUGACAUUGCCAUCUGGAGGAAGAGAGUCAAUGCCGAGUCAUGUCAUGGGAGACAAGAUGAUUCUCAUGCUAAUGUGUGUGAGUCCAAAAAUGCAGAUGAUGUUUGGUACAAGAAAAUGGAGGUGUGUAUAACUCCUUAUCCCGAGGUUAAUAAUCCAGAUGAAGUUGCUGGAGGGGAGCUUAAACCGUUUCCCCAGAGGCUCAAUGCUGUUCCUCCCAGAAUAGCUAGCGGAUCUGUCCCUGGAGUUUCUGUUGAGACAUACUUGGAUGACAAUAAAUUAUGGAAGAAGCAUGUAAAGGCUUACAAGAAGUUCAAUCGUAUCAUUGACUCAGGGAGGUACCGCAACAUAAUGGAUAUGAAUGCUGGUUUGGGAAGUUUCGCAGCAGCACUUGAAUCUCCCAAACUGUGGGUUAUGAAUGUUGUGCCUACAAUUUCUGAUAAAAACACUCUUGGUGUUAUUUAUGAACGAGGAUUGAUCGGCAUAUAUCAUGACUGGUGUGAGGCUUUCUCUACAUAUCCAAGGACGUAUGAUCUUAUUCACGCCAAUGGUGUUUUCACCUUAUACAAGGAUGAAUGUAAGGCGGAAGACAUACUUCUAGAGAUGGACCGGAUCCUGAGACCUGAAGGUGCAGUUAUAUUCCGUGAUGAAGUUGAUGUGCUGAUCAGGGUGAAGAAAAUUGCGAGAGGGAUGAGGUGGAAUACAAAAAUGGUGGAUCAUGAGGAUGGCCCCCUGGUCCCUGAAAAAGUACUGGUUGCUGUCAAACAGUAUUGGGUUGUAGGUGGGAAGAACUCAACAACCUCAUGAUGGAAUUGACAAGAGGAACAAGCCAAGGAGGAUUGAGGAGGUAAUGCUGACCCUAGACUGUCUAUUAUUUGCGGCUCAUGAGUUAUAGUCCUUGCUCGCCACCCUGUGCGUUUUUAUGGAUUAAUGGUUGCAGCCUGAGGGAAAUAGUUCUGAAGUUUUCUGAUGUUUUAUUAUUAAUUGGGUCAUGUUCUUUGUUGUAGUCUGUCUCACAUAGAUUAUCCAGUUCCUUUCCUACUAGGUUUAUGCUCUGUUUAUGUGUAAUCUUUCAAUAUCCGACAGUCGACGACACGAAUGCAAAAGGGCAAGCACUUGGCCAAGUGGCUGUCUAAAUUUUUGGCCGCGGGGUCUGUUCCAUGAUCUGUAAACAGAUUUAUUAUUUAUGAGCAUUCAUAAAUUCAUAAAUUACAAGAAAAUGGCAACAGUGAGCAGGAAA